AUGAAAGGAGCCGGUGGCUCGGCGUCAGAUUCUAUCGCCUUUCAUGCCAAGUGAAAUUGGCCAAUCAAUCAAUCAAACCGGCAGUGCAUCUCGAGCAAGCGUCGAUAAUGAAGUGUCUACUGCUGUGUGCGAUUUUGGUUUCUUGCUUUUGCUUCACUAUUUCGGAAAACCCGGAGGAACACAUAGUCGGUGGUAAUGUGGCGACCAGCAAGCUGUUCCCGUGGAUGAGCCUUGUUGAGGCGUUUUGGAAAGGCCAAGUGUUUUCGUACUGCGGAGGCGCCCUAAUUUCACGUGAUUACGUCCUGACCGCAGCUCAGUGUGUUGUUGGAUCCACAAGUUUGACGAUUUGGCUCGGCGCCCACAAUAUUUCUGCACCCACUGAGUUCGGAAGGGUUAAAUUAUACGGAGACGUAUUCUUUGUUCCCGACGGUUACAAUGACGUUUUUUACGACGAUGACAUUGCUUUAGUACAUUUGGCAAGACCAGUUACCUUAUCACCUUACAUCAACUUUAUUGGGCUUUCUACAGACCAGGAAUUAGAUUUCACUCCUGGGAACGCAGGUGUUGUUCCCGGAUGGGGAUUUAUUAGGCAAGGUGCAAACAAGAUGAACGACGUUUUGAUGUAUUCCUUCAAUGAAGUGGCAGCCACGUCUGUGUGUGAAACUAGAUAUGGUGCGGGGUGGAUGACUCCCAAGAAAGCGUGCGUUAGCACCACUGGAGGAAGAGGACCGUGCUAUGGAGAUGCCGGAGGGCCCCUUGUAAAGCAGCUAGAGGACGGCACUUUGCAGGUCAUGGCUAUUUUCUCUUUUCUGGACACAGAUUCGUGCAUCAAAGGAUUCCCGGUCGGUUUCACCAAAGUGGCCCCUUACCUGGAGUGGAUGUACAACGUCUCCGGAAUACAACCUUUUAGACAACCAGCAGCCCAUCAAAUUCAUCACUAAUUUUGAAAUAUCAUCAAUUUACAUAAUUAUUUAAUCCUCUUGCGGAAAAAGUGAGGCUUAUAUUUGUGAGAUAAUUAUUUUUAGGCCGCUAUGAAUAAAAAAAAACUAGCAAUUUAUUAGUUAGAUUAGUAACUUUUGACUAAUCGCCUUUACGUAGAAUUGCGUUUCGAGACACGAGAUAUUUGAGACAAAACUGGUGUAAAAAAGUUGAGAAAUAUUUAUUAGCUGUCAAUAGUGAUCAAAUAAAUUCAGUGGGAUUGGUUUAAGAA
This is a messenger RNA of Neocloeon triangulifer, 1210 nucleotides long. RefSeq names its product brachyurin-like. The record is from RefSeq and is a predicted model, not a curated record. Gene Ontology annotation, biological process: proteolysis. Gene Ontology annotation, molecular function: serine-type endopeptidase activity. Bases 108 to 941 code for a protein of 277 amino acids. The transcript has 6 exons. Lineage: Eukaryota; Metazoa; Arthropoda; Insecta; Ephemeroptera; Baetidae.